UUAAUAAUUUCGAGCGUGUUACUAAUUAUUUAUUAGAAAGUGAGUAUGGACGACGAAAUGGUUAAAUAAUAUUUUAUUUGUUGUUGGUGAACUCUCAAAGUAAUCGUUCCUUUCCCAUUCGGAGAAAUUCUUUAUCUUUUUCCUUUCGUCAUUUACCGAUGGAGGAGCGCACAUUUCUAACCUAGUUACAGAGUCCGUAUUACGGUUGGACGUCAUAUCGACCGAAUCUUCUGUGACGUAAAAUUAUUCCCGCCAACGGAAAACGCCAUUUGUCAAAAACUUUGAAAGUUGUUUUUCAACUGCGUGAAUAAUGUGGGUUUGAUUGUCGUCAUUCAUCAGAAGUUUCUACGAAACGGUUCAGUACAUACAGACAAAUGUUAUUCUAAUUGAGCAUAAUAAUUAACACAGCCCUUAGAUGGCCGAUAACGAAGUCGCCUCAAUUUGUAAAUUUCCUACGUUAAGAUGAAAACAAAGGGGACCAAAAAGAAAGGAGCGUUCUAUCCCGAGGAAAGUUUGGCUGGAGAUGACUGAACAAGAUUCAUUGAGUUUUUCAAGAUAAUAAUUGCUGGUACUACAUUUUUUUAAAAAUGGAUCAUACGGUGACAAUGGCAGAAUUAGACUGCAACAUCGAAAGUAUUCUGGAAAGUAAUGAAAAAACAGAAGCAAUCCUAAAGCUCAUGACAGAAUUGUUCAGUCAAUUCACAUGUCACCUCUCCAAUGUCAUCGAAGAGCAUCUUUCAGAAGAAAAUGAGCAUGUAAGGAAGAUUGCGGAGCAAGCGGAAAAGAUUGCCCAGUUGCAUGAACAAGAUCAAGAUUUAAAAUCUAAGUUGAACGCAAUGCAGUUGCAACAAAAAAUUGUGGAUAAGAAAAUCAGUGAUAAAACUAAAUAUCACGAACAGAUAAGAAAUGACAUCGAACAGAUGAAAUCGCAAAAGGACAGUUUCUCACUGGAGAUAAUUGAUUUAGGACAAGAAAUCGAAGCAAGGAAAAAAGAAACAACCGCUCGUCAUGAUGCUCUUAAAAGAGCAUGCAGUGCAUAUAAAACAUAUCUCGAUUUUCAUAUCAGUCUGGAGAUAGUGAACGACCAGGAGCAAGUUAGGAUUUCGUUCUUCGCAUCAGAAACCAACGAAGACAAGAAGUUCUUUGUUGAUCUUCUUUCGUCAAGCGAUAGCUGGAAAGUUCAGCAGAUCCGACCAACUCUGGAGAAUCGACAGUGGGAAGAUCUGAAAAGUGUUCUGACUGCUUCCAAAGAAUUCAAGCAAUCCAAGAUUACAGCAUUCCUCUGCUUAUUAAGGAAUAUCUUCUUGAAGCACUAUUUAAAACCCUGACCAUUGCCAACGGUUCGCUCCCUUACGUUAAGAUACGAAGUAUGGAUAAGUACUAACCGCAAACUUAGAAGAGUAAAGCCUUUAUUAAUAAAAAUUAAGAUAUCUAAAAA
This is a messenger RNA of Orussus abietinus, 1438 nucleotides long. RefSeq lists its product as uncharacterized. The coding region runs from base 588 to 1328 and encodes 246 amino acids. Gene Ontology annotation, cellular component: Ndc80 complex. Gene Ontology annotation, biological process: chromosome segregation. The transcript has 4 exons. NCBI's taxonomy places the organism in Eukaryota, Metazoa, Arthropoda, Insecta, Hymenoptera, Orussidae. The record is from RefSeq and is a predicted model, not a curated record.